Molecule: messenger RNA, 1590 nt
Organism: Aspergillus heteromorphus CBS 117.55
Lineage: Eukaryota; Fungi; Ascomycota; Eurotiomycetes; Eurotiales; Aspergillaceae
Gene: cia1
Product: iron-sulfur cluster assembly protein CIA1
Exons: 1
Coding region: 112-1500 (462 amino acids)
Biological process (GO): iron-sulfur cluster assembly
Cellular component (GO): cytosolic [4Fe-4S] assembly targeting complex
Molecular function (GO): protein binding
Source: RefSeq, a predicted model, not a curated record
CCUCGCCUGCAACCGAACAACUGAACAGCAUCCUUUCACUCUGGAAACUGCUGAAACGGCAGACAAGUGACUGGUAGUGUGUACUUGGACUUCCCCUUUCACGGUCCCACCAUGGCCACCGUCAACCCCGCCACCUAUUCUUGCGCCCUCCAUCCGCUGUCGGACCUGACGCCCCCCUCCCUCGAACGCACCUGGUUGACGGCACCGCAUCCCCAUCUUCCCAUCGUCGCAACUUGCGGUUCCGACAAGACGGUGCGUGUCUAUUCGCUGACCAACUUCCGACUCCUCUCUACCAUUUCUGGAGGACAUAAGCGCAGCGUACGCACCGCAGCCUGGAAACCCCAUAUCCAGGGCGAGAGCGUGCUUGCGACCGGCAGCUUUGAUGCGACAGCGGGCAUUUGGCGUCGAUGGGACAGUUACGGACACGCAGACGACGAACAAGGCGGAUGCGGACCAAGGACAAGACCGGGGCUAGAGCAUGACCACGAUCCCGAUGCCAAGGAAAACAAUAGGACAGACAUUCUCCGCAGGGAAGACUCGGGCGCCGAGGACGAGGACAAUGAGGAAUGGCGUUUUGCAGUGCUCCUUGAUGGGCAUGACAGCGAGGUCAAGUCGGUGUCGUGGUCACCAUCGGGGAUGUUACUGGCCACUUGUUCGCGGGACAAGUCCAUCUGGAUCUGGGAGGAUUUGGACGAUGGCGACAACAAUUUUGAAACAGUAGCCGUUAUGCAGGAGCACGAGGGGGAUGUAAAGUGCGUGGCCUGGCAUCCGGUCGAGGAGUGUCUAGCGAGCGCGAGCUAUGAUGAUACCAUUCGAAUCUGGCGUGAAGAUCUUGACGACUGGGGCCAGGUUGCUUGCCUGCGGGGCCAUUCCGGUACCGUCUGGUUUGUCGACUGGGAGGGUGUUCAGAACGUUCCAGUUUGUUCGCCGGAGUUGACCGGCCAAGAUAAUGAGACUUUAUUGUCCCAGUGGAGGGAGACUGGCCAGCGUGCACUAUCCGGCCCACGUCUCGUAUCAUGCUCAGAUGAUCGGACCAUUCGUGUCUGGCGGCGGCAGCCCAAGGAACAGUCUGGCGGCGGCUAUGAAAACACUGGGGUGCCCAGUAUCCUUCGACCGACUGGCACGGACGAGACCUGGGAAGAGGAAGCGAUCCUUCCCACUAUCCAUGACCUUGCGGUUUACGCGGUGGCAUGGAGUAAGCGAACGGGCCUUGUGGCGUCCGUAGGCGCGGAUGGACGGGUUGUACUUUACGAGGAACGCAUUGUGGCAGACUUGAAGUCAGAUUCCUCACAAGAAGUCAUGGAGACAGACCUUCCGUUGCCGCCCCGGACGGAGUGGGUCAUUGCCACGGUCCUGACAGGGGCGCAUGGUAUUUACGAGAUCAACCAUGCGGCUUGGGCGAAGCGCGCUGAUCGUGAUCGGGACGAGAGCAAGGACGAGGAGGUUCUGGUUACCACGGCUGAUGAUGGGAGUGUCAAGGUUUGGACCGUUGAAAGAUGAUUUCUGCGGCGGCUGAAUCUGGGCCGCAGAGACAACUAGUAUUCUUCGUAUUGGUGUAAUUUGGUCGGAGCACGUCGCAUUGGAAAUGGG